AAUUCACUGACGUCCUAUGGUGUAGUAUGAUAUUGCUUGUGCAGAGAUUCAUUGAAAUGGGAAUUUCAUUUCCUCUCCAUAAUUUGUUGUAUGAAAUUGAGCUUCCAAGCAAACAUUUCCUCACAUGGAGGGAAUGCUCAGGUGGAUCUGUGUUGACGUUCAACAUGUUUAAGUGUGUGUUUCAUGAAAGGACUGAACCGUGCUGACCUGACAAGUAGUGUUGGUGACGUGUGUAUUUCACUGAUAACGAAUGGGACCAUGUCAUGUAGAUACAGAUACUUAUUAUCAAAGUUUCAAAGCUCUUGCACUUCUCACUUGUGUGUUGGUUGGCAACAGUGUGUCACACUUGCCUUCAUAUUUGAAUGUGUGACAAAUAUCAAAAUUGUUGCGACCACUUAAAAAAAUGUGACAUAGUCUGAAUGUCAUCUUGAUCCAACUGGAUACUGAGACUGAAUACUGGGACGAUACGACAGAUUACUUCACUGGUGUCCAUUAUCAGUCAUCUGAGACUCCUUUAGCUCUCUAUAUGUAUACAACAGUUGAUGUGAAACAUUGGACUGUUCGCUUGAUGAGUCUGUUGUUUUGGUGCUGAAUAGGACACUGUUUUUCUGUGAACAAGCUGUGUACAUGUGAAUCAAUACCAUAACUAUAGGUGGGAAUAUAUAACAUGCCCUGCUUGGCAAGUAAUUCAGUUGGACUAGACUAACAGUGGAGCCCUGAUGCAUGCUUGAUUAUUCUAUGGGAAUCCUGGUGCCACUGUACACGAUACUGCAGGUAUUUGAGUCAGAAGCUAGGCUGUGCAGCCAGCUGGUGGAGAUUCUUCUUCCCCAGCUACCAGUUUGUUUACCUCACAGACAUCCACUCACACAACAAAGAAUCUCAAAAACUAAGACAUUAGCCAUUUUUACAUGUGCAUAGCUGGAGGAAUUUGAUAUAGUGUUUCUGUGUUGAAUUCUCGGUGUGACGUGACCUGAAAGCCGUGUGCUCUGCAAGGAGGCUGCGGACUGCAAUACAGCCAAUAAUUAAUGUUUUAUUGCUGUUGGUCAUUAUGUUUUGACAGUGUACCUGGAGAACUGCUGGGUGUAUGUGGAGGUAGAUUUAGUCCAUAUUGUCGAGUGUGAGAGGGGAUCCCUCUGGCUCUGGGGAUUUGAACUACUUAGUGGUUCUCGGUUGACUGUGUUAAGCGUGUAAUUGACAGUAAGUAGGAUUGGAAGUUGGAGCCCUGUGACCACUGUCUGAGCAUAUCUGUACAGACUCACAUACACAGCAUGAGGUUCCAAGCUGCAGGGGAACACCCACCACACUGAAAGACGUUCAUAUAUCGACUGGUUUGUAUUCACUCCGAUCACAGCCCUACAUUCUUGGGCAAUUGCUGUCCGCACGCUUCCUUCACUGACGUAAAAGAAACAAUUGGCUCGGUGGAAGCAACCUUUGGGAAGAGUUGUUAAACAGAGUAGUGCUCAGGAGACAGAGCCUAGCUUGCGUAAAUGGUAGAAGUAAGCACCGGACGUCGGAAGUAGAAUUAGUGUGAUAGUCUGGAUGGGGACUGUGACAGGUGGAAUACAGUGUUUCUAGGGGUCAAUCCUCCUACUUUCGACUUUGUGCGUCUGCUCGUGGUUCAGGCGGUUGCACUCCUCUCCCACACAGAUAUCAUUGGCGUAGGUAUUGAUUAACAGCUUCUGAGAUGUGGAUCACGAUCCAUUGAAUACCGCGCAGCUUAAAAACAUUUUCAUGUGAGUUGCAACGUGAGGAUGACUCUUUCCAGUCCGGACUAGGAGAGUUGUAGCCAGGAAGCUGGCAGCUGGCAGAACCCUUAUCACUUGGUCACUGGUGACUACCCUGUGUCCAGAGGAGCUGCUGCUGACCAGAAUGGUGACCAGGGUCAUGGUACUCCAACUCAUCCAUGCUUCCAGGUUUCGUUUGCAAUAUUAACAGUAAAAGAUGGGCUAAUGCGCUGUGAUCAUAAUAUGGAGAAAUACCAACAAGAACAAUUCCAUAUUUUAUUGAUACCAGCUUGAGUCUGGUCAUACCAACAGGAUCAUGUCUCAGAAUGGAAGAUCGGAAGCCAUUACUGGAUAUCAGUGUAUUCCAAACGAACUGAAACUGAACGAGUCAACGGUAUACGAAGAGGAGGUUCCGGUAAUCGUACGAAGAAGAGGAUGUAUGCUCCGAGUCCGGAUAACAUCCUUCACGGACACAGAAUCCGAGGGAGAUGCACCCAUCACUGGUCUUAAGUAUGUGGGACGCCGGAGACAUUCUGAUUUCGGCCCCCUUGCCUCGCCGUCCCCGCUACCGUCACCGCUCCUGAAGAAGUGUCGUGAUGACCUGCCAUUCAGCAUCCCUGGAAGCCUCCGGCGACUGCAGCGCACUUUGUCCGAAGAUGCCAAACAACGGCGCCGAGAGAGCAUGCCCUCAACACCAACCGGAACCCAGCCUAUUUCCCACAUGGGUCAUAGUGUGGGUGCCUUGAUUGAGCCAACCAACUUACUGCGGAUGAGGAACACUAUCCUAGGGCAGUCUGCUCCUUCCCUCUGUGCCAGUGUGAAGGAGCUGAGUGUGACAAGAAGGGGAAGUCGUAAGAAGACUGUCCAUGGAUCCACUACCUCGCCCACCUUACCUCAGAGAUGUCCCUCGCCACAGAUACUUGGAAGCCCACAUGAAAGCCCACGAAACCUGUCACCAAACCAACAUGCAAAUUUUGCAUUUCAAGCCAUUAAAAAGUGUGAUGGCCGUCGGUGGUCAUUUGCGUCCCUGCCAUCUUCUGGCUACGGCACCAACACCCCGGGCAGCUCCAAUUACUCAUCACGGUACUCCUCUCAGGAGAAGCUGCACCAGCUGCCGUCACAGCCGACGGCGGAGGAGUUGCGUCUUCUUUCGCGACAUUUUGGUAGUUCGGAAAACAAUGCAGCCGCUGCCAGCAUCGCAUCAGCGACCUUGGAGGACGAUGGAAGGUGCUCUCCCCUGAUGCGGCCAAGGUCAAGGAGCUUGAGCCUAUCCUGGCUUGCUCUAGAUAGUCCAGCUCGGUCCCCCGGUGGCGACUCGGAGAUCAUCAUCAUGAACAGCGUGUACAAGGAACGGUUUCCCAAGGCGACAGCCCAGAUGGAGGAACGUCUGCGGACGUUUGUUCGAGACAGCAGUAAGCUGGGUGAGGAGAAGGAGAAGGAUGCUGUGCUGUGCUUCAUCCACCAUCAGGUGCUGGAGCUGGCUCGGGACUGUCUGGAGAAGUCGAAGCAGAAGCUCAUCACCACCAACUACUUCUAUGAGCUGUCUGACAAUCUCGAGAAACUGGCCAACGAUGCGAAGGACAAGUCGGUUGAAGCCUACACACACGUGUACCCCCUCAUUAAACAGCUGCUCAUCAUCAUCUCGCGACCCGCAAGGCUCCUGGAGUGUCUGGAGUUUGACCCGGAGGAGUUCUACAUGCUGCUGGAAGCUGCAGAGGGAGAGGCCAAGCAGACCAUCAAGGCAGACAUCCCCCAGUACAUCAUCACCAAACUCGGGCUCAACAGAGACCCUCUGGAAGGUAUCCGAGACGUCCCUAUUGUGGAUGACCACUUUGAUGGCAAACUCCAAGAGGAAGAUGAGGACCCUGAGAGCAAAGAGAUUCAGAAGCUGAUGAAGCAAAAGCCUCCAUGUGAAGAAGACUUUGAGACAAUCAAACUCAUCAGUAAUGGUGCUUAUGCGGCUGUGUUUUUGGUGCGUCACCGAGAGAACAGGCAGAGGUUUGCCAUGAAGAAGAUCUGUAAACACAACCUGAUGCUGAGGAACCAGAUUGAGCAGGUGUUCCUGGAGAGAGACAUCUUGUCCUUCACAGACAACCCAUUCGUUGUCAGCAUGUACUGCAGCUUUGAGACAAAGAAGCACCUGUGUAUGGUUAUGGAGUAUGUUGAAGGAGGGGACUGUGCUACACUACUCAAGAACGUAGGUCCUCUGCCACUUGACCUGGCCAGGAUGUAUUUUGCUGAGACAGUGUUAGCCCUGGAGUACCUGCACAGCUAUGGCAUCGUGCACAGGGACCUCAAACCUGACAACCUACUGAUAAACGCUACUGGACAUGUGAAACUGACAGACUUUGGGCUCUCCAAGAUUGGUCUCAUGAGCUUGACCACCAACCUAUACGAAGGGGCCAUGGAUAAGGACUACAAACAGUUCAAGGACAAGCAGGUGUACGGUACACCUGAGUACAUCGCCCCCGAGGUCAUCCUCCGACAGGGAUAUGGCAAGUGUGUGGACUGGUGGUCUAUGGGAAUUAUCCUGUAUGAGUUCCUGGUGGGAUGUGUGCCCUUUUUCGGAGGCACUACAGAGGAACUUUUUGCACAAGUUAUUCACGAGGAGAUUGAGUGGCCGUUGGAGGAUGAGUGGCAGGGUCGGGAUGAUGCCAAGGACCUUAUCACUCGCCUGCUGACUAACAACCCAGUGGCCAGGCUAGGAACUACAGGGGCGCAGGAGGUCAAGGAGCAUCUGUUCUUCAUGGGGCUCAACUGGGAGAGCCUGCUGCGACAGAAGGCGGAGUUUGUACCCCAGCUGGACGAUGACGAGGACACUAGCUACUUCGACACUCGCACUGACAGGUACAACCAUGAGCUGGAGGCAGAGGACACGGAGGAUGAUGCCGAUGACCCCCUCUUCCACAGCUUCUCCUCCUGCAGCCCCCGCUACAACAAGGUCUACUCCAAGAUAGACGAGCUUCAUGAGGUACUUAGAGUCAAGGACCCUAACGAGAGAGACAGGCGCCGUCACUCCAGUGCUGACGACUUCCGUACACGAGUGUUGGAGAAGAGAGCUUUGGAGAGGAAGGACUCCAAUCAAUCAGAAAGCUCUGAGGGAUCCAUUGAAGUCAGGAACGCCUUCAGGAAGGAUAGCACAGACAGGCAGUCAGACACGACAGACUCCCGGACCGAUGCCAGUACCAUCAAAAUGGAUGAAGAUGUCUUCAGUGUUUCCGAAAUCAGCAUCCCUCGUUCCCGUGACAACACCAGCAUCUCAGACUCCUCUCAGACAGACAGUGACUCGUGUGGGUCCCCGCUCGUCACGAGAUCAAAGCCUUCAAUCAAAAACAUCAUUCCCCGCCUUGCCAUUUCGUCGGAGGAGGAGAGGUCAUGUGGCUCCAAAGAGCUGUCACCGGUGGAUGAGGCAAAGGAGAAGGUGGAGGAUAUCGAGAGGAAGAAACCGUCAGCAGGGACGUCGGCAUCGGCGUCAGCGUCAGUAUCAGGGGAGAAGUGUGGCAUGCAGAAGUCAGCGUCCGCAACUGCUCUCACUCUGCUUAUACAUUCAGGAGGUAGGUGCUGGCAAAACUUCAGCAUUCCAACCACGGUUGCCUCCCCUGGGGGGUCAGGAUCCAGCACCAGCUCCCGUGAUGGCUCCCCAAACCGCGACUCCUCCCCCAUUGCACGCAGCCUCAAACCACCAGUUGUUGUCAAGAGAGGUGCUCGUGGAUUUGGCUUCAACUUCCAGUCUAUCCGAGUGUACAUCGGCAAUACUGAUGUCUACACCAUUCAACACAUCGUCACGGAUGUGAUUAUCAACAGUCCAGCUUUUGAGGCAGGACUUCGGCCCGGUGAUCUGAUCACCCACAUCAACGACACUCUGGUGGAGAACCUGUUCCACACGCAGGUCGUGCAGCUCAUGAGCAGCGGCAAUGUCUUCUACAUCCGCAGCACACCCAUCGAGAACACCUCCAUCAGAACCGGUGCUCGCAAGAAGGGGUCACAUCCUGGAAAGAUGGCGCGAAGAUCGCUGAAGAAGAGACAGCGAGACAAGGGUGACAAGAAGAAGACUGGGAGGUCACUCCUGAGACGACUCAGCUCUAAGAAAGCAGAAGGCCACAUGGCCCAUCCAGGUUCACCAGGAACACCAUCCCGGGCUCUGGGAGGAUUCCGAGCUCAUUCAUCCAGUGACUGCACCCCGCCUCCAAAAUCGGGGCGAUCGCCUCCCCUCACAAUUCCCUGGACUCCUGACACUUCAGCCAAUAUGAGCUCCAACAGCAGUUCCCCUGGCUCGAGUGCUCCAAACUCGCCGGCCAACACAGCCCAUUUUGGCCGACCCAGCUCCUUGCACGUCGUCAACAAGCAUAAGAAGUCACAGAGCCUCAAAUCUCCUCACAGGAGAAAGUCAGUUCAUAAUAUCCCCCUCUCACCCCUCGCUCGCACUCCCUCUCCCUCCCCCCUUGCCUCUUCCCCGGCGCGCAGCCCCUCCCCCCUAGCAUGUGUUCAUGGGCAUCAGGUGGGAAGCUCCAACAUGCCUCAACAGACCAUCCCCUCCUAUCUGAACCCGACCUGCGGGGGACAGACCUCUACCCCGACCACGAAGAAAACCCUGACAAGGCCGAAGAGCUGUGAGCCUAGUUCCCCGUUACUGAGGAGGGCAUUGUCCCCGGACAGGCUGCACCCAAGUUCUGCUGAAAAACUGCCCGUCCAGAGGAAAGCUUCCCUUCAGGAGAGGAAAAACACUCUAGAUUUGUAAUCUAUUUUACUGUUAACUAGUAUGUUGUUUCAAAGGUGCUUAAUAACUGUGGUUGUACAUCCGCGAGAGAUUGUGUAUUAUUCCAAUAUUUUCAACAUGGAGCGUAUUCUACUGUCAGAAACGAAACCAAACCACAAGCUUGUUGCUGUUCAUAUGAAGUGCUGGGUGUUCUUAAGAGGAUUGGAGACGGGACCUCGUCAGCGUGGUCCUGGUUGUACAGUGGAGAUAUAUUUUGUAUAAGAUGUACAUAAUGUGUUGGCGAAGACCUUGUGAGGAAUCAUCCAUGACAGUAUGGGACUUCGUAUGGGAUGCAAUGAUGUGCUGGACACACGACUUCUGGAAGUGCUGGAGAUGUAAAUUAUUUUCUCGGAGGAUUGUUGCGUGUGGCCAAACAUUCCAAAAGUCUUUAGAAGUAUAUCGUUCAGGUCUUUGCUCAUGUGAAUUGGUCGACCGUUUUGAAGACGCUUUGAAGGAUGGUCAACAUUCACAUGUGGAUACGUGGUUGACAUUGACAAAUCAAAUGUGAUAGCACAGUGCUGGAUAGGAUUUCUUGAACAGAUUUAGUGGGAAUAGGAACUGAGUGUGUUUUGCUUGGACUUCCUGUACAAGCAGUUGUAGGUGGCAUUAUCUUGAUCUCAGUGGUGUGUGUGUUUCGGACAUUUUCAGUGGUCAGCUUGCCAUGAUACAGAGUUACGCUGUCUGUGAUUGGUCAACAAGGGAUGUAUAUCAAGUUGUCUCAUUGAAAUGUUAUUGACAAGCUUUUUUUACCAAUUCAGAGCCAUUUGCAAAUGAGUAUCCGUAGGAUUUUAAGUUAACUGUUAGCAAUGUCUUUGAUGAUCUUUACUUUUUCUCUUUAUAGCAGAAUAACAUUUGAUGAAGGAUAAUCUUUAUGAUCAAGAGUGGUUACUUAUUAAUGCUGAAUCAGAAGUUUUACAUUACACAUCAUGUAAAAAGUUGAUGGAUGGAAAAGUGGAAUUCAUUUAUAGAAAUAGGAAAUAUUGCUUCUUUACCUCAAGGUAUGCUGCUUCAAACCCCUUGUCUCACUUUAUUCCAUAUGCUUGAUAUUUUUUAAUAAAUGGUCCGUUCAUAAUCUACGUACAGUUGGAUAGGCUUGCAGCUAAAGACAUGCACAAAUUAAGUCAUAAUUGUUCAAUAUGCGUAAUACGAGGAGGCUCCCAUGAAAUGUUGCAAGACUCCUUUUGUGUACUGUAUACAUACUGUGAAUAUUGUAAAUCCUUUUGUGAAGUGCUUGUAAGUAUGUCAUUUGUAUAGAAAACAUUACACCACUCAGUUUUGAUUUCAAAGUACAUGUAGUUCGUUUUUUUUAAUCAAGGGACUGACUAUAUUGUGUCAAACUAUUUUUUCAACUUGAGUCUUAUGUACGACUUAAUGUUUUAACGUGUUUGGUGCUGAUUGUCCUUUUUUCAUGACUAUUUAUAUCAGGUUCAAAGGUCAUGUUUCAGAGACUUAAAAUUGCAUUUCAUGAUCAACCUUGUGGUUCAGGUUUGAAGACGUGUGUGGUGUAGGUUUGUCUGCAGACAAAAUGCCAGCUGGGACAAGAAAGAUACAUAUAUGCUAGUUGUGGGAUGGUUAAUGUCUUUUAUUAGUUAAGAAAAAUGACAGCUUCUUUUGUUGGUAGCCAGAUAAAUGUGUAAAAUGCUUAAUAUUGAAUUGACUCGUUUGCAAAUGAAAGUAACGUACAGGUAACUUGCAGAGGCUUUCUUACAUGUUACAUCCCACUGUAUGGCAAAAUGUACUUAAAAUACUAUAGCGAACACCCAAAUAAUUGAAUAUGGGUUAACAGAGCUAGGGCUUUGAUGUGUUUUUAUGUCUGUAUUUUGUUUUCUUAGAACACCCUCUCUGCAUUGGGUACACAUUUCUUAAGUAUAAGAGUUCUGAUAGUGAUAGUUGUGACAUGAAGAUCGCUUUGUGGUACAAGGCCCUUGGUCCCAGCUGUCGAGCUGUAGGAGUGGGUGUGGGUGUGUGAGUAUGUGGUCCUAGCUGUAAGCUACACAGUGUGUGUGUGUGGUCUCAGCUGUAGUGUCGAUGGGGACUACACUGGGGUAGGAGUGGGUGUGGUCCCAGCUUUAUACAGCUGUAGACUACACAGUGUAGAAGUGUGCGUGUGUGGUCCAAGCUGUAGUGUCGAUGUGGACUACACUGGGCAGGAGAGUGUGUAUGGUCCCAGCUAUAUACAGCUGUAAGCUACACAGUGUGGGUGUGUGGUCCAAGCUGUAGUGUCGAUGUGGACUACACUGGGCAGGAGAGUGUGUAUGGUCCCAGCUAUAUACAGCUGUAGGCUACAGGGUGUACAAGUUGGUUGGAGGAUCCCAGCUGUGUGCAGCUGUAGGAAUGGAUGAGUAUAUGUGUUUGACAUUUAUCUUAGCAGGAACCCCAUCAGUAUUCAUCUCAAUGUCUAAACUGUGAUCUGUACAACUCUAAUCUAUAUAUAGUCAUCUAGAAAUUCUCAGCUUGUUCUAUUUGGUCCCAGUGUUUGAUGAUAUGAAGCGUUUGGAUACAGUCUUCUCUUAGCAAAAACCACUAGUUUUGUCAGCUAAAUUGUUCUUUGUAAAGUCGCAAACUGUUGCUUUCUGUUCUCCAUUGGCUAUAGGUUUCAACCAAUGGAAAUGCAAGUUCUGAUGCGGGAUACACAAUGUAUUUGAUGUUGUAGAAAAUCGUCCCAUGGUCAUUACGGACGCUCACUUUGCUCAUUUAUGACGUUUGACAUGUCUUUCAAGCAUAUCAGUCACUGCCAUGUGACCCUGUUGGGAGGCCAUUUUACAUGCUGGAGGUUGGACAAAGGGAGGCAGAAAACACGAAAUUCAGAGAGUUGUUUCUUAUGGCCAAGGAUUGACUUUAGAUUUGGUACAAAAUACCACAGGUGAUUGCGUUUUAGUUUGUUUGGAUGUGAUCCUGAAAUACCGUAUUCGAUGUAAUAAGUGCCCAGGGCGCUCUCAAAAUUAGAAAUAGGGAGCUCUUAUUAGAAUAUUAUUUUGGUGAAAAAAACAGUGUGGAAAGAUAAAUUUCAUGAUUUAUGGUGACAGCCUGAUAUGUUUAUAUACAACAGAUAUAUUUUUCCAGAAUUUAAUUGCCCAUAAUUAAGGGUGCAUAUAACACACAGGUGCGUGGUAUACGCAAAUAAAUAAGUCUUGUGUACAUUGAUCAAUAAGAAGGAGUGCUUAUUGGGAUUGUUCACUAGCCAAUAUAUUAGCAAAUAUCGCUGUGGGCGCUUAUUAGAGCGGGGCGCUUAUUACGUCGAAUACGGUAGUUCAGUUGCCAUUAAAAGUCAUUAACAUUCCUUUGUGACACAACUCUCAGUGUAGGGAUAUGUUCAAUGGUAGCUCAACUCUUCUCAAACUUUCACAAUAUAUUGGUAUUUGUUGUAUACUACUCAACAUUUAUUGAGGACCAAAAGAGACAUCUUUAGUCGAAGGUGUGGUCCUUAGCAAAUGUUGAGUGGUAUAUGCUCACAAAGAUCAAUGACUAAGCUCUUGGUGACCUGUCUUGUGUAAGAUGGCCUGACAAGGGGAGACAACCCUGUGUAACCAUCAUUCUUGUACACUAUUAUCACUACUGUUAGCAUCGUAGCCCAUCAUACAUCCUGUCUUUCAUGUCCAUCAUUACAUAUUUCCCUGUUUAUAUAGCCACCAUGGGAUUUUUCAGUUGGUCUGAUCAGUGUUAAUAAGAUAUAUAUUUGAAUUCAUGUAUUUAGUAAAGCUGUGUAUUUUUGAUCAGGUGUUAGUAAUUUUUUACAGGAUUUUUCUAUUGUAUUUCACGUUAAGGAGAGUUUGUAAUUUGGGGGUAUUUGUUCCCUUUACCAGAUUUGUCAUCUUGCUGUAGAUAUGCUAGCCAAGGCUGCAUCAGUAGGGUGUAUUGCUAUGCUUCAAUGUCAGUCAGUACACGAUUUCAUUAGUUGGAAGUAAUUUCAUUUUGCACAUUUGCUGCAAUCAACUAUAUAUUUGUCCUACAUUUUCAACGUAGUUCGUUUGGUUCGUUUUGUUUUACUGAAAGUUUCGACUAAUAUCAAAUAUUAACGGGUGAAUGUUUAGUGUGUGCCUGUGUGAUGGGCAGGCAGCAGAAUGAUUCCUUUCGUCUCCUAGAUUCAGAUAAAUCAUCAAGGCCUGCCCAGGGCAAGCUGUGUAGAGUGUUUGUAGUACUGAGAAAUGGCAUUGAACUCUUAACUUGGUCACUCGGUUGUGUGACAACGACACAUAAGUUUCUUAAAGAAUUUAACAAAAGUUAAAUUAUUAUAAGCAACAAUACAACUGUUAUGUUUUGUUACUAUAUGGUUCUCAUUGCAUUAAUGGGUAGGGGUAUUUGAGCUUGGAAUUCAUUUUAAGGGUUAAUAAUUGUUUAUUUGUCAAUUGAAAAAUUAAGGGGACUACAGGUGACAAAUUUACAAAAGAAGCAAGGGGUUUGAAAAAAAUCUUCAAAAUUCAUUUUUCAUCUUUUGUAAUUUUAAUUUCCUCCUUGUAAAUUCCUCUUAUUGUACAUUGUAAAUAACACGCUUACUGCCAGUGUUGUCGCAAAUCACUGGCUUUGUAUGAAUUUUGUAUAAAAAUGUGUAUAGAAAUCGAUGAGUUGUACAUAACAUUGUUGCUGCCGAUCUUUGGCAUGUCAUUGACACUGAUUUCCUUGCUGUCACUGCAGUCCGCUGUGGAUCCAUCGCUCCGUCAUUAAACUGUGUUGUUAAUAUCAUUGA
Messenger RNA from Haliotis rufescens (red abalone), 11164 nucleotides. RefSeq names its product microtubule-associated serine/threonine-protein kinase 2-like. Gene Ontology annotation, molecular function: protein binding; magnesium ion binding; ATP binding. The transcript has 29 exons. Lineage: Eukaryota; Metazoa; Mollusca; Gastropoda; Lepetellida; Haliotidae. The record is from RefSeq and is a predicted model, not a curated record. Gene Ontology annotation, biological process: peptidyl-serine phosphorylation; intracellular signal transduction. The coding region runs from base 2041 to 6462 and encodes 1473 amino acids.